AUGUGGGAGGACGUAGGUGGCGCCGCCGCAGCAUUCUUUUCCCAACCAUAAAACGCUUUUAGGGACUGUCUUUUCUGUUGAAUAGACCAGCAAUCUCUCUCUUCUUCGCACGCAUACGAUUAGCAUUCCUUCUCUUCUCAUACGCACACGAAGACCACAGGAUGCACAUCCACACGCACACAAAAGACAUGUAACAAGCACCCCACACACACUUCCUCUCUGUCUCUCUCCUUUUUUUUUUUUUUGUUUUUUGGUUUGGUCUCUUUCUCUCGCUCGUACACAGGCGACUGAUCGGGAAAUGUAGUGAGCAGUGACCCACUCAACCAGAGGAGUCCCGUCUUUUCUGGUUUUCUUCUCUUACACAGUUUCUCUCGUUCUCUCUUUCCCCUGCUCCCUCCGGACCCUCUCAGAUGGCACAGGCUUAGGGUUAGGGUUAGGCUUAACUGCUCAGCCGAGACUCGAGAGAGAGAGAGAGAGAGAGAGCGAGCGAGCAUACAUCCCGUGUUCAAGUUUGUUUUUAGGGUUUCAAUUUUGAUUAUUUAUAUCCUCCUCCUCCUCCUCCUCCUCACCUUCAUUCUCGACCAUUUAUUAAUGAAAUAGUUGAAAUUCUUUCCCAUGGAUGCGGAGAUUCAUUCGCCGAAUCACACCUACAUGGGCCGGAGCUUGGAUGAUCUGAACAACGGUGAUGCUUCCUCCACAGCUUUCAGCGAUUGUAACAGCGACAGAUCGGGUGAGUUUUCCUCGGCCUCUUCGGAGAGCCGACGCCUCUUGGUGGUUUGCGCUUCUGAGAAUUCCAAUCAUCUGAUCCGCCAGCUCGUCUCCGACCUCGAGUCAGGCUCAAUCGAAUUGCAGAGGCGAGCCGCUAUGGAAAUCAGACUUCUCGCCAAGAACAAACAGGAAAAUCGCCUCAAGAUUGCUCAAGCCGGCGCCAUCAGACCACUCGUCUCUCUCAUAUCCUCUCAGGACCCACAGCUUCAAGAGUACGGUGUGACCGCGAUUCUUAACCUGUCCUUAUGCGACGAGAAUAAAGACCUGAUCAUGGCCUCGGGAGCGAUUAAGCCACUCGUGAGAGCACUUAAGACCGGAACGCCCACCGCCAAGGAGAACGCCGCUUGUGCUCUGCUACGCCUCUCCCAGGUAGAGGAGAACAAGACCGCAAUAGGGCGGUCGGGGGCCAUCCCGCUGCUGGUUUACUUACUGGAGAACGGCAGUGUCCGCGGGAAGAAGGACGCAAUGACAGCCCUGUAUUCUCUCUGUUCCGCCAAGGAGAACAAGAUAAGAGCCGUCCAAUCAGGGAUCAUGAAGAUCCUGGUGGAAUUAAUGGCGGAUUUGGGGUCGGGCAUGGUUGAUAAAGCGGCUUUCGUGUUGUCCACACUUGUGUCGAUACCGGAGGCCAAAACUGCUUUGGUUGAUGAAGGCGGUAUCCCUGUACUUGUAGAGAUCGUGGAGGUGGGAUCGCAGAGGCAGAAGGAGAUUGCGGCUACCAUCCUCUUGCAGAUAUGCGAGGAUAGCUUGCCCUAUCGUACUAUGAUUGCCCGUGAAGGUGCGAUACCGCCUUUAAUUGCUCUGUCACAGGCAGGCACAACCAGGGCUAAACAGAAGGCGGAGGCACUCAUUGAUCUUCUGCGGCAACCGAAACCCGGCAACAAUGCGGCUUCGCCAUCUUAUUCACAUAUGUCAGAUUAGUUAGUGUUUUUGGUUUUUUUACCCACAAGCCCCAACCACUCUUUAACGGGAGAAGAAGGGUAAAGAUGGAGAACGGGAGGAAGAAGGAAGUGAAGAAGAGAAAAGAAGUCUCUUUAUUUGUGAUUUAUGGGUGUGAUUGGUAGGGCAGCUUUGAGACGAGGUGGUUUCUGUUAUAGCAGUGUAAUAAUUUGCAAGUGAGUAAUAGCCAAACUAUUUGGAAGAGAGAUUGAUUUUGUAAUAAUCUCCUCCAUUGGUAAUCAUGUAAAAAUGACUAGUAGCCGAAAGAGUACUGAGUAGUGAGUGGAGUAUAAAAGGGCAGCUUGAAAAUUGGUUCA
This is a messenger RNA of Macadamia integrifolia, 2021 nucleotides long. RefSeq names its product U-box domain-containing protein 4. Gene Ontology annotation, molecular function: protein binding. Lineage: Eukaryota; Viridiplantae; Streptophyta; Magnoliopsida; Proteales; Proteaceae. The record is from RefSeq and is a predicted model, not a curated record. Gene Ontology annotation, cellular component: cytoplasm; nucleus. Bases 616 to 1686 code for a protein of 356 amino acids. The transcript has 2 exons.